AUACGAGCAAUAUUUAAUUCAUUUAUAAAUCUCACUAUUUAACAGGAGUCCCACUGUCCCAGUCAAAACCCUUGAUCCGCUUCACAAACCCCAAUAUAAUUCCCCAUGGCGGACCAAAUCGCCGCCGAUCCGAUCUCCGAUUACGACGGCCUCGUCGUCCCGCCGCUCGGCGACUCUUUCUUCUCCGACGACAUCAACAACUCCCUUCUCUUCCUCAACGAAAGCGACGACGUUUUAAACUUUGACUUCACAUUCGAUGAUAUUGUUAAUCUCUCUAACGAUACCUCUAAUUUUCGUGAUUCCAGCUUGCCUGAUUCUAUCCCGGUAAAUGUUUCUUCCGAUCCGGAUGAUUCCGGGUCGAAUACUGAGUCGCCCGAGUUGACUCACCUCUCUGAUGAUCCUAAUUUUAAUGUGGCUGGGUAUUUUAAUGCUGAUGGUGAUAAAUCUGGGGAUAAUUCGUCGGCGUCUGUUCCGAAAUGUUCGGAUUGUUUGUCGGUUGAGGUGGUUAGGGUUUGUGAUGAUGCGAGUCAGGUGAAUGUUUCGUCUUCGGAUUCUCGUGAUUCGUCGAAUGAGUGUGAGAAUAAGGAUGUGAAUGGUGGUGGUGAUUCGAAGGUUGAGGCUCUGAAGAUGGAGUUUUCGGGACCGACGUCCUCUCAGGGUUCGGAUAACUGUGAACGUUCGGUUGGCUCGUCGAUGAAAUUAGAUAAGAAUUUGGUGAGUGAUGUGGUUGAUUGGAAGGUUAAGUUGGAGGAGCCAGGGAAGAAUGGCCAGUUGUUAAAGAGGAAGAAGGAGGAUCAGGAUGUUAAUUCCGACUCGACUAGGACUAUUAAGUAUAGGAGAUCAGCUAAUGCUGGUGCUGCUGCUGUUACUACUGAUGAAUCGAAUGUUAUUAGUGAAACGAAUGAUGACGACGAAAAGAGGAAGACGAGGCUGAUGAGGAACCGGGAAAGUGCUCAGCUUUCAAGACAGAGAAAAAAGCAUUAUGUCGAGGAGUUAGAGGAUAAGGUAAGGGCAAUGCAUUCUACGAUACAGGAUUUGAAUGCUAAGAUUUCGUAUAUUGUUGCAGAAAAUGCUACUUUGAGGCAGCAGCAAAUGAAUGGUGGUGGCGGUGUGGGUGUAGGUCCUCCUCCGAUGCAGGGGAUGUAUCCGCAUCCACCAAUGGCUCCCAUGGGUUAUCCGUGGAUGCCGUGCCCUCCUUACAUGAUGAAGCCGCAGGGAUCACAAGUGCCUUUAGUUCCUAUUCCGAGGUUGAAACCUCAACAAUCGGCAGUCAAGCCUGUUAAGAAAGAGGGUAGUAAGAAAAAUGUAGGUAAAAGUAAGACUAAGAAGGUUGCAAGUGUUAGCUUUCUUGGUAUAUUGUUUUUUAUGUUGUUGUUUGGAGGAUUAGUUCCUAUGGUAAGUGUAAAAUAUGGAGGGAUUCGAGAUGCAAUUUCUGGUGGUUCUGGAUAUAUUAGGAACAUAAUUUAUGAUCAGCGUCAUGAGAGGAUCUUGAUGGUCAAUGGAACUAAUCAUGAAUAUGGAGCUAAAGGUUCAGAUAAUAAAUAUGAUGCUUGGAAGGAUCAUGUUGGAGGAACAGAGUCAAAUAUAAAGCAGUCCGGUUCUGAUGAGUUUGCUAGUUCAGGAAAUGCUAGUGACCCUCUUGUUGCCUCUUUGUAUGUUCCAAGAAAUGACAAGCUUGUGAAGAUUGAUGGAAAUUUGAUAAUUCAUUCUGUUCUAGCUAGUGAAAAAGCCAAGGCAUCUCAUGAUGAUGUAAAGGCAAAGAGUGACAGGGAGACCAGCUUGGCAUUGGCACUGCAUUUGACCCCUCCUGUAUCUGUUCAAGGAGCAGGGAAAGAUGAUGAAAGACAGUCUCAUAUAUACCGCAGUACAAUCGAACAACAAAGGGCUCUUGCCUCGGGUUCUGGCGGUAAGGAUAAUUUGAAGUCAACACCAGCCAAUGGUAAAUUACAACAAUGGUUCCGCGAAGGUCUUGCAGGGCCAAUGCUAAGUUCGGGCAUGUGCACGGAAGUAUUCCAGUUUGAUGUAUCGCCGUCCCCAGGAGCCAUAGUACCAGCGACUCCAGGCAGUAGAAACAUAUCAGAGGAAGAAAGGAAAAACUCUACACACCUCAUUAAAGGAAGGAACAGACGGAUUCUUCAUGGUCUUUCUGUUCCUCUUACCGGAUCUGCCAAUAACAUCAGCAAAGAAAACAACAGGAGUAAAACACAGAAAGAAAAGUUCCACAGUAAUAGUUCAGUUUCUCCUAUGAUUGUUUCCGUUCUUGUUGAUCCAAGAGAGGUCGGUGAUGCUGAUGUUGAUGGUACUAUUGGGACAAAGUCCAUCUCUAGGAUAUUUGUUGUUGUGCUGUUGGACAGUGUUAAGUAUGUUACCUACUCGUGCAUGCUCCCCUUCAAAGGGUCUAGUCAUCUAGUGACAGCUUGAGCAAGACGGAAAAGAGUUCUGUUAGCUGCUUAUUAUAGUCUUAUACAGAGUAAACUUAUGGCUGGACCAGAACCCAGUUUUGUAGAUAGAGAUCUAUCAAUAAUGGUCCUUGUAACUUUUAUGGUGUCUUCAUAUACAUUUUGGAGAUUGUAUAAUUGUUACUGAUGUAUUCCCUGAGGUGGCUAAGUUAACUAAUUGGAAAAGUUUACCUAUCCAUUUCCAUAGA
Daucus carota subsp. sativus is the source of this 2647-nucleotide messenger RNA. RefSeq names its product bZIP transcription factor 17. The transcript has 2 exons. Gene Ontology annotation, molecular function: DNA-binding transcription factor activity. Gene Ontology annotation, biological process: regulation of DNA-templated transcription. The record is from RefSeq and is a predicted model, not a curated record. Bases 106 to 2421 code for a protein of 771 amino acids. Lineage: Eukaryota; Viridiplantae; Streptophyta; Magnoliopsida; Apiales; Apiaceae.